Messenger RNA from Daldinia vernicosa, 1888 nucleotides. Its product is annotated as alpha-L RNA-binding motif-containing protein. The transcript is spliced from 3 exons. Gene Ontology annotation, biological process: positive regulation of translational fidelity. Bases 80 to 1429 code for a protein of 449 amino acids. Gene Ontology annotation, molecular function: structural constituent of ribosome; rRNA binding. The record is from RefSeq and is a predicted model, not a curated record. Gene Ontology annotation, cellular component: mitochondrial small ribosomal subunit. NCBI's taxonomy places the organism in Eukaryota, Fungi, Ascomycota, Sordariomycetes, Xylariales, Hypoxylaceae.
GUUAAAAGUUCAAGAUUUAAAGAUCGCGGAACCUCGAAUAGAGGAUCACGACCACGCCCGACCCGGGACAACAGCCGAGAUGAAGCCUAGAAGGUAUCAUGGCCUAAAACGGCCAAAACUUCGGCAAAGUUGGAACAAAUACAAUCUCUUCAACAUAUGGCGUAUGAGGGACCCGAAGCUCGGAAAAGGCGACCAGGAGACUUUCUUCCAGCAAAAAUGGAAGGCGAAGGGUAUGCUACGAAACUACCACGGUGAACACGUCGUCGAGCGGAAGUGGACGCGCAUGUUCAGCCGCCGUUUGCUAAGCGUCGCCGACAUGGACCCCAAGUAUAUGGCCAAGUAUGAUGGUUCCGAAUUAGCCGCCGGUAGGGGAUCUGGCAAGGACACGCCGCCGAAUUGGUCGAAAGAGGAAGUCGAGAAGCCUAUUCCGACCCCCUACAUGCAGAUGACAUUUGCGCCUAUGGAGAGGAGAUUGGAUAUCGCUGUUUUCAGGGCUAUGUUCGCAAGUAGCGCGAGACAGGCGAGACAAUUCUGUGUCCACGGCGCUGUCAGAGUAAAUGGUAAAGUGAUGCCGUACCCCGCCUACCGUCUUAAUCCCGGCGACAUGUUCCAGGUCGAUCCCGAACGUGUCCUAUACGCGACCGGCAUGCCGAAACCUGAUCCGAACAAGUCAAAGCGCAAGAAAGCUUCGACGGAUGGUGCCGAGGGGGAAUCCGAGGAGCCAGUAGAGGAGGAGGCAGAGGCGGAGGCGGAGGAGGAGGUACAAGCAGCUGCCGAAGGAGAAGUCACCGAGGCCAAAGAGGCAGAGGCGGUAGAGCAAGACCCCGAAACAACCGAUGCGCCAGAGCCGGCUAAGGUAGAUAUGAAGCCGACGCAGAAACAAAUACGGGAGAUAGUUCAACAGGCCAAGACUCUACUAGACGAGGAGGGCGAUCUUGGUGCGCACCAAAAGCAACGACUACGGAAAUUUAUCAAGGACCUACGCCCUCUGACCUCUCGCGCCAGCCGCCCUGAUGCCUCUCCGAAAGAAAUCGCCUCCGAGCUCUCAGAUCUAGUCUCAGGGCUCAAUCUAUCUAGCUCCUCUAGCGAGGACGCCCCGGCCGUAAAGGAACAGUCUUCAUCGACGGACUCUUUCGACGACCUUAGCAAAGCAGAGCUCGAGAAGCUGGAGCGGCGCGUGGCCGAAUACCUGCGCGAGGAGCAGGACAACCCGUAUGACCCUAGCAAGCCGUACAAGACGCCUUGGCGGCCGCGCAAUUACAUGGCACCCUUCGCCUUCAUCCCCAAGUAUCUCGAAGUCAACCACAACAUCUGCGCUGCCGUCUACCUGCGACAUCCCGUCGCAAGGGUCGGCAGCGCCGAGGUCCCCACGCCCUUCCCCGAGCCCGUCAACCAGCUGGCUUUCAACUGGUACCUGAGAAGAAGGUAAAGUGGUAAAAGAAAAAGAAAGGAAAAAAAAAACCGAGGCUCGAAUUGGUCUACGGCCCUGCGGAGAAAGGGUCUAACAUCGGCCUGGUCUAGACCUAGCGCAGACUAUAUGAGACGUAGUCAGCCAGCCAUUAUACCGGCAGAUCUCGAUAACAUGCAUUGUAUAUUAUGAAAGCUUACGACCUAAGGAACUUCUCAACUUAGCUCGUUUGGCUGGCUACUCCGGGGCCGCCACACUGGCGGCCUGGUAGGCGGAGAUCCUUCCUUCUCUGUGCAUAUACCUAUAUAGAGAUAGCAUGUACAAUAUGAUGCGUAUGGUCGCCAGCAAGCCUUGUUGUUUGUCCCCGCUCGACUUCACAGUGGUGCGUAGUAUUAUGUGAUGUAGACCAUUCACAACACCACACACAGGAAGUUAGUCGUGCCGAACAAUUCAAAAUACUCAUUACUAACAAAAUAGGGG